GGGGCGUGUCGGGACGGCGGGGGCGUGUCGCGGCGGCCGGGGCGCGCGGCGGCGGCAGCGCCAUGUCGAUGGAGGACCCCUUCUUCGUGGUGAAGGGGGAGGUGCAGAAAGCUGUGAACACUGCCCAGGGGCUUUUCCAGAGGUGGACAGAGCUCUUGCAAGAUCCUUCCAUCGCUACAAGAGAAGAAAUCGACUGGACCACUAAUGAGCUCAGGAACAACCUGCGGAGCAUCGAGUGGGACCUGGAAGACUUGGAUGAAACAAUUAGCAUUGUUGAGGCAAACCCACGGAAAUUCAACCUUGAUGCCACGGAGCUGGGUAUCAGGAAAGCCUUCAUUACGAGCACGCGGCAGGUGGUCAGGGAAAUGAAGGAUCAGAUGUCAAACUCCUCCAUGCAAGCAGUGGCUGAAAGAAGAAACAGGCAGGCACUCCUGGGAGAAAGUGGGAGUCAGAGUUGGAGCACUGGACCUGACAAAUACAGCCGUCUGGACCGGGACCUGCAAUUAGCAAAUUCACACUUCAUUGAGGAGCAGCAAGCUCAACAACAGCUGAUUGUGGAGCAGCAAGAUGAGCAGUUGGAGCUGGUCUCUGGCAGCAUUGGAGUGCUGAAGAACAUGUCCCAGCGCAUUGGUGGGGAGCUGGAGGAGCAAGCAGUGAUGCUGGAUGACUUCUCCCACGAGUUAGACACUACUCAGUCGCGGCUUGAUAACGUCAUGAAGAAGCUCGCCAAAGUGUCUCACAUGACAAGUGAUCGACGGCAGUGGUGUGCAAUUAUCAUCCUCUUCGUUAUCUUGCUGGUGGUGCUCAUCCUGUUUUUCGUCGUGUGAUGGACUAAACUUCUUCGGAUGCCCCGUCCCUGCCCCCUCGCCCUGGUGUCACAGGGAAAUGAAACUCUCACCAUUUCCGUCCACACACAGAGAUCCCAGCAAGAAAACCCACACCCGGCUCUCACCGUUCUCCUCUGAGGACCGCGGUUCGGCUCUGCUGGUGUUUCACCGGGCUCUGGGGAGAGGGGGUGCAGGACUAGAGCUGCUCCCUCCUCCAGUGCAGUGCAAUCUGCACCUGAGCUCCAGGUCUGGACCCAGGCGGCUGGAGAGGGACUUGACCUCUGUGCUUCCACCCUGUGCAGGUAGGAGCUGGUCGCAUUGGUCCUGAGCCACCUGUGGUCGGAUGCAGACACAGAGCAGCGAGCCUUGGGGAGGACAGGACAGGGGGAGGAAUUAAUUCACUGAGCAUUACAAACUGCAUCGCCAGCCUGCGGUGCUUGCCAGCCAAAGGCAUUACUGGGAGGAAUGGUGGCAUGGAAGUCCAUGCAGCCCUGAAGAGGGAGGGGAGCCCCGGCUGAACUCCCCGUGCCCCACGCUGCCUUCCUCCUGUGGGCUGGCUCCGUGCUGCCGACCUACCGCCGAGGUACCGCAGCGAGUCUGCAGCAGAGCUCACAUCCACCACUGCUUGGCAGAAGCUUGCACGCAGGUGAGCCGUAGGGUAUCAUGUCCUGUCCUGUCCUGCCAUCGGCUGGCUGGGCGCGAUUAGAAACCCCAGAGCUUUAAACUUGGGUUGCUGCACGCUGAAAGCUGGCAAACAACAGUUAGCCGGAGAGUGAGUUUCUUAAAGCUUUUAAAAUUGCCUCCUUCGUUAUACGAGCCUCUGAAGCUCAUUGACUGAUGCUUUCUUUGCCCUUGUAUAACUGAGUAACUGCUUCUGUUUAACAGCUGCUUCCCUUUGGCAAGUGAUUUGUCAGGUCUAAAAUAACUUAUUUUUUUUAAGGAAAAAAAAACUUUAAAGAUUUUUUUCAUGACCGUUCAAGCCACCUUGUCUCUGCAGGUGCACAACACACAUUAUCAGAGGAAUGAGGCUCAAUUAUGUACUUUAAGUGCAUAUGAACUUGUAAAUAUGAUGUCUUAAUUUUCCCAACUGCUAUUUUUUUGACACCUCCAUUGUGAGCAACUAAAAGGCAGGAGAUUCAAAGCUAGGUCACAUUUCUGUAUUACUUCCCAGUCCUGUUACCUUUGAGUUGUUUGUCGCUCGAGUUGUCUCAGCAGUGUUGGAUAGCCUACUUGUCUCCCUUGUACCGUGAAUUAAGAAUUAGCCAGGUGGUUGAUACCAAAAUGUGGUGAAUAAAGCUCACCCUGGCAGUAUCACAGGGGAGAAACGCAGCUGGGGGGUUCAUGUUGCUAAUGCCAAUUGCAGGAUAUGGGGUGACUCCUCAGAAAAGCAAAAGCGAUUUCUUAGUAAAGUCUGCUCCCAUAUUUAAGUUGCAAACACCAAAAGACUCAGGCCAGGCUGGCUUACCUCUCAUCUGGCUCUCAGAUGGGGCUGGGGGAGGAAGCUAAUUGGUGCUGAUGCUAAUACUUCUGAAAUUGCAACCUACCCCUGAAGAUCAUCCUCCCGUAGCAGUAAGCUCACCACCAGAAGGCUUAGCCUGGACUGAACACUCCUCCCCACCAGGUUUGUGGCUCCCUUCCAGCGGCUGUGUGACCAUCCUGCCCGCCACAGGCGCUGGGUGCUGACAGCCAGCAGCACCGUGCCUUCUGCAGCCAGGCACCAGGCUGGGGUAGGGAGUAUGUGAGAUGGAGCUGCCCUAGCACACACCUGGUCAGGUGCUCUCCUCAGCAACGCACACAUGCCCUGGGCACCAGCCCGCACUAAUGGUUUCAGCAGUUGCUCUUUGUCCUUGCAGAGCACCUCAUUUCUUUUGGUGUCACCACAAGAAAUAUGCAGUGGCUCCUUUCCCAGGCUGUCUAUCACAGUGUCUGCACGGCUCCUUGGGCUUAAUACCUGUCCAAGAGCAGGUUCCCAGGAGCGUGAGUCUGACCAGGGAGUGGGGAUCGCUGUUAGCCGGUCUUUGCACACUGCUGAUUCCCAUGUUGUUUUCAGCAUAGUUGUGCAUCCUCCAGGAGCAAAUGGCACUCCAUGCAGGACUGCUCCUUCUUUAAACUAGCACACUACUGGAGGAUGGCCCAGCUACUGCCAUUACCGUGAGCCACCAAACAGCCUUCAGUCCCUUUUCUGUGUACAUUGGCUUUUUCUGUUGUUGGUGCUGCUCCCUUUAACACUAAAUAAACUCAUUGCUGCUGCUGUGCCACACUGGGCAGCAGCAGAGAUGACUGUU
Molecule: messenger RNA, 3112 nt
Organism: Strigops habroptila (Kakapo)
Lineage: Eukaryota; Metazoa; Chordata; Aves; Psittaciformes; Psittacidae
Gene: STX6
Product: syntaxin 6
Exons: 8
Coding region: 63-827 (254 amino acids)
Biological process (GO): Golgi vesicle transport; intracellular protein transport
Cellular component (GO): membrane
Molecular function (GO): SNAP receptor activity
Source: RefSeq, a predicted model, not a curated record